GACGAGCGCUCAUAUUGCAUUUAGUAUUUAUUUAUGUAUCGGUGGAGCGCAGGUUCUAUCGGUGGCGGCGCCGCGGGCGGUGCGGCCCGGGUGCGCGGCCGGGGGGGAGGGCAUACUUACUACGUGAUUAAUCCGCGCCCCCCGCGCCGCUGGGCGCUCCGUACUCGCGCCGGGUUUCCUCGUCCCCGCGCCUCACGGCCACUCACUACGCACGGGGCUCCGCGUAGUGCCGCCGCCAGUCGCAGCGCGACCCGCGCCGACGUCGCACUCCGUUUUGUUGCUUCGUCGUCAGAUCGACCCAUGAUAUCAUUCAUGCUAAUCUCCGCCCGUUGAUUUUCCUGCCGAGUGACCGCAGUGAAACCGGCGCGCUAUACCGCGAGUGCCGAAUGUUCGUGGACGUUACGCCCGUGUACUUUUCCAUCGGAAUCCGAGCGUGCUAAACCAGUUCGGAGUGACGGACGGCGCCUUCCCUCGGAUGAGAUCUCCGACCGGCGAACGUUGCUGUGACCCGCGGCCUGCGAUGCUGCGCCCGUGACCGUCUUGCGACAGUGCCACGAAACCCCGUCCGAUGAUCUCAGCGAGUCUCCCCAGCGAGGCGCUGGCCCAGCUGGGGCAGCUCGGGCAGCUGAACCUGUACCCGCCGCCGCAGGCCGGCAUGACGCCCGAGUUCCUGGCGCCGCCGCCGCGGCCGUACGCGCGGUACGCGCCGCGCCGGCCGCGCGACGCCAUGCCCGCGCCGCCCGCGCCCUCCGCGCCCUUCCCCUCCGUGCCCGGCGCCUACGCGCCCUUCCUGCCGCACCCCGCGUCCUACGCCUCCUACCUGUACCGCACGCGGGCGCCGCCGCAGCCGCCGUCCAACUACCCGCUGCGCCCGCGCGCCACCUCCGGCUUCGUGCCGCCCGCGCCCGCGCCGCACUCGCCGCCCGUCUCCGCGCCUGCGCCUCUACCACCACCCAGAGAGGAGGCUCCUACGUCACCAGAGCGAGGAGCGCCGGCGCCGUACUUCUGCCGCGGCGCGCUGAUCCGGCUGGAGGACGGGUCGCUGCGGCGCGUGGAGGAGAUGCGCACGGAGGACUUCGUGAUGAGCGCCGAGCGCAGCGGCGACCUCGCGCUCACGCAGUGCACGCUGCUGCGCCUCGACGAGCGCGGCGACCGCCUCGCGCUCACGCUCACCUACGACAGGAACCGCUCACAGGUGGAGCUGGAGUCGACGGUGGAGCACCCGUUCUUCGUGUACGGGCGCGGCUGGGCGUCGUGCAAGCCGGAGCGCACGCUGGCGCAGUACGGGCUGCGCGUGCAGCGGCUGCAGGUGGGCGACGUGUGCGUGUCGCUGGUGCCGCGCCGGCCCGCGCCGCCCGCGCCGCCGCAGACGCACCCCGAGAACCUCAGCGUCAAGGAGGACGCGCGCAAGCGCCGCUGGUCCGCCUCCGACGUCUGCGAGGACAAUCCCCCUCCUCUCAAGAAACGCUGAAACGUGGCCGACCCUCGUAUUCGUAUUUGGAGAACUGUCUUGAUCGUGUUGUGAUCGUUGCUACUCGUUUCUGACUCAGAUUCGUUGUUCUGUGUGCCGGACCUGCUGAAUUCUAAGUGGAACGCAUGGACAAGUGUUACGGAGGAUUGCUUCUUCGGGAGUGGAAUGUUGUAGAUAUAUAAAUUAACGGCCCCAGUGAGUUCGGUUGCAUGUCGCGGCAUGCACUAUUGUUAAAUGUUAUUUUGCGCGGUUUCUGCAGCGAUCGGCAGUCCAUAAUAGUACGCUUAUGAAAUUCUAUUGGGGAACUCUAGGUGCUUUUUACUGUCGGGUGCUUCUGUACGCGUUCGUGUACGAUGUUGUAAAUAUGUAUGUAACUUAGGUCGAAGUUGAACGUUACGCUCCAUGACUAACCUAACGUGUCACAAAGGGAAGGGACCCGGCGCUCCCGACGCCGCGCGUUCGUUCAUUCUCAUUCCUCUAUGGUACACGAAUAUUACAAUAUACGGCAUACAAAGUAAAUCGCUUUAGACAUACUUACACGACAAACUUUAAACAAUAUUAUAAUUUUAUAUUCCACAACCAUGGAGUUGAAACAUUUUUUAAAUAAUGAGCACAAAAAUAACAAAUGUGUAAGUUUGUACCAGAUCUUAAAGUAGGUUAGAUAUUGUGAUAACCAAUGAGAUUUUAUCGCCAGUCUUGAAGGACACGUGGCAAUGCAUAUAUAAACAAAACAAAGGUACAAUGAAUGUUAGAUAGUAGGUAGUAGUAAUGGGCUGACGUGUGCUUAAACCUCGACUGAUUUGUUUCUAUACGAGUAACUGGAAUGAUUAUGUUUGUUGGGACGCAGUCAUGUGAGAGCACUCUCGUCCGAUGGUUGUGACUGCAGACAUAUCCAUGACGAUGCCACUGUCGCCCGCGCUGCCGGGGACCGCUUCGCAGAACUCUACUGGCAAACUCUUCUGACAAAUAAUUUGAUCUAAUAUAAAUGUUGAUAAUUGAUAGGUAUAUAUUGUAAAAUAAAAAUGAAAUAUGUAUAAUGAUCAUGGUUAUAUAGAUGUCAUCUCUAUUGCUUUUGACGUCCAUGUGUGAUACACAUAAGUUUUCUAUGAGAAGAUGUAUACAUAAUAAACACACAGUCUGUGAUAUUUUGUAGUUAUUGGUCAGAGUAGGUAUGAAGUAUUGCUUGAAUAAAAGAAAUAUAUGUUUUAGACAAAUAAGUGCGUUAUUGGUAAGAAAAUGUAUAGUUGUUGUAUACUCAAAAGUAAAACGCUGAAAAACUAAAACUGAAAACAAAACAUAACAAGUAGCGUCUGUGAUUGAUAUACAUAUAUCGUUAUGUGACAUAACGACAAAUGCAUGGCCAUAUCAAAAUCAAAUUAAUUUUAUAUAAAUACUAAGUCAAGACACAUUAUUUUGGUGUUUGCUUGAAAUUCCAAAUCCAUAUAUAGUUUGCAUAAUAAGUGAAUCACGAACAAUAACGUGUCAGAUGUGAACGAGUCAUGGAUGGUCUACCGCGCUGACCGACAGUUAGGUUCGCAAGGGUUCGUUUCAUUGUACCGCAAGUGCUACGUGCUAUUAAUCAUUAUUGUGUUAAAAGAUAACCGACGACCAUAGAAUACGGACACCUCAUUGACGACGGAUGGUGUUGUACAAAAGUUAAUAAUUUGUUGUAUAAUGUAUGUAAUUCUAGUUUUAUCGUCUUUAUAUUAAUAUUUGUAAUUGUAAUGAAAGAUCUCAUUUUAUUAAUCGGUAUUUUCUAACAAGGCGCUUUCAUUAGAUCAUGACUAAGCCUACCUCACAAGCUAUAAGACUACGGGUCGCGGCGACGUCGCGAGGCGGCCAGCGCCGGUGACGUCACGCGCGACCCAGUGCGAGCUAUCAAGUCUAAACAAGAUCUCAAUUUGAUGAAAAUAAACUUUUGAAAAGACUGGGACGCUUUACUGAAUGUUGUGGGAUAGUAGUUUCUUUGAAGAUAUUACUUAAAUUAUGAGAUAGGAGCAUUUAUUUGUGGGCGCGAGCUCGUUCCGUCGGUUAACUAUGAAGCUCCGCUAUCAACGCUGGACAAUCAUUUAGUACAAAAUUUGUUACAAAAAGUAUUAUUUCCCAAAAUCCAAAUUCAGAAAGUAUUAAUUUAAUUUCAACAAAAAUGUGCUAUAUUAUUUUUGUGGACGUAAUUCAGGCACAAUCAUGAUUGAUAUUGUAGAGAAAAUUUUGUUAAGGAACACUUUGUUGUAAUGUUUGCCAAUCCAUUGUAUAAUAUUGGCACAAUCGAUGUUCUUCCGCGCCUCCUAGUAGAUUUAGUGAGUCAAUUAUACGUUAAAGUAUCGUUACGUGUAGGUACAUAUUCAGUCAGCACUUGUUACUUGAUUAUAUGCUACAUUAUAAGGUGUAUAAUAUUUACCAUCAACUUAUUAUGUGCAUCGAUGUUUGUUGUAAAAUGUAUUAAUUAGACAAUAUGCAAAUGUUGUUUGCAAUGCGUUUGAUUCCGUCAGAGAAAAUCGUUAUACGUAAACCAGAGGCUGACAUUUGUAGAAGGAGCGAUUGUUUACAAAAGUUAACUAUGCUUGUAUUCCAUUAUGCCUUCCAACGAACGUUUGUAUUUAUCGAAGUCGUUAAGUGAUACGAAAGAAAAUCGAAGAUCGAUAUCGAUGUUUGAACUUGCUUAAACACCACCAUCGAUCAAGUCAUAGAAUAUGCCUAAAGACUGACAUCAAUAGUAAUAUAGUUAACCAAAUUGUAAACAAUCGUUUCUUUUAUAAUGCCGCUUUCUUCCGUUUACUGACUUUUAUAAAUAUCUAAAUAUAACCCCCUGUUUCUUCCAAGACUUUAUUACGAAUGUUUGUGUGCGAGACGCGUCUCUAUUAAUGUGAUUGAUCGAUAUUUAGGUGUUACAAAUAUAGUGACAAUAGUUAAUAAUGUAUGAAGAGAUUCAUAAUAUUAUGUUGAUGUUGCCGACGCCCGGCGAGGCCAGUAAUGGUUCACAUAGACCGUAACGUAAUGUAAGUCGACAGUGCUCCUCACUAACGAACAUUACUUGACACAGAUGAUUGUGCCAUCCUUAACAGAUUUUCAAUAUUUUAGUAUUCUUAAUUGAUUAGCUGGUGUUAUAGUCCAAACACUUCGGAUACCCUAAACUAUACAAUAGUUUAUCCUAGCGUGGAAAGUUACACAAUUGGGAACAUAAAUAUAUCCGUGGAACUUCCAGAACCAAAUUUGUAUCAAGUAUUGUACACUUUCCAAUGAAAUAGCGUACUGUAGAGAACAGGAAAUGUUGUGUCAUUUAAAUUAAUAGAUAAAUAACUUUAAAAUUGUUAUUAUAUGACAGAUAUCACAAAAAAUAUAUAUAUGUAUAUUUUAUUGUAUAGCGGAAUGACUACUAUUCAGAUUUAUUGUAAAUGGAAAAAUGUUAUAGAUCGAAAUAUGUUAAAUAAGUUAACUGUUUGUAAAAAGAAGAGAAAAUAUGUAUAAUUGAAUAUUUGCUA
Molecule: messenger RNA, 4953 nt
Organism: Helicoverpa zea (corn earworm)
Lineage: Eukaryota; Metazoa; Arthropoda; Insecta; Lepidoptera; Noctuidae
Gene: Atx-1
Product: ataxin-1-like
Exons: 4
Coding region: 569-1471 (300 amino acids)
Biological process (GO): regulation of DNA-templated transcription
Molecular function (GO): RNA binding; protein binding
Source: RefSeq, a predicted model, not a curated record